AUGGACAUAGGAGCUUCUUUCAAUUUGACAAUCAAUUUGUCCAAUACAAAAAUAGAAUCAAUUAGAGACACGGCCUCGAUUUGUUGUCCCGCAUGUUCUAAGCCUUUCGGCACUAGAUAUCGCAAUAUAAAUUGCUUCCACGUCUUAUGUCACGAAUGUAUAGAAAACUCGACAAAAUGUAAAUUAUGUAACUCAUUAACAACUGCUGUUGACAUUUUACAUCCCAAUGAAGAACUAUUUUUAUGCCCAAAGGAAAAUUGUCGACGGGGUUUCAUAAACUUUAGUAGUGUCUCAUAUCACGUACAACUUUAUCACAGUGAAGAAGACUGGAUCGGCACUGAGAUAAUUGAUAUUCUACCCAAAUUUAACUAUGAUAUACCAGCAAUCACAAUUAAAAAAAAUACUGAACCCACUGCUCUUAAACAUAAGCAAACGCCAUCAGCAGUAAUUCCAAAGACCAAAGAUGAUUCCCCUGUGGUGGAAGAUGAUUAUCUACCAACACAUCUACAAAUACCCACUCCCGAACCAAUGCCGGUGGCUGCCCAUUCUACUAUUAACAUCUCCAUGGAGAGUGGACUAGACAUAGAAGAUUUGGAAAAUUUAAUGUAG
Messenger RNA from Babesia microti strain RI, 609 nucleotides. Its product is annotated as zinc finger protein, putative. The transcript is spliced from 3 exons. NCBI's taxonomy places the organism in Eukaryota, Apicomplexa, Aconoidasida, Piroplasmida, Babesiidae. The coding region runs from base 1 to 609 and encodes 202 amino acids. The record is from RefSeq and is a predicted model, not a curated record.